AUGGUUUCUGUCACGUCACCCAGGGGAAUCGCCAUCCAGCGGGCUCAGAGUAGCACCAUACGCGACAGAAUAGAGCGCAUAACCGAGGAUCUGAAGGACAUCAAGAAUUUUUAUCCCAUCGAUAUCUCCCCUAGGAGGACAGAAAAGUUAAACCGGUACCUCACGUCUGAGCUCGAGUUUUUGCGCGACCUUCCAUUUGAUCAUUAUGACCAAGAUGGAAAGGUAGAUUACUUGCUUGUGAAGAACUACCUCGAAAGACAAGUCCGGCAGCUAGUACUCGAAUCCAAGCAAGACGAAAAGGCUGCACCACUUUUACCCUUUUCGGCCACUCUGAUUGAUUUAUGCGAGGCUCGCGCUUUUGUGAAACCGCUAGAUCCAAAGGAGGCUGCCCAGAAGCUCUUUCAAUCACAGGUUCAGAUCGCGGCCUUGCUUGACAAGAUUAAGAACAACACCAGUGAAUUCCAAAUUGAGAAGACAGUUGCCUUCCGAGCAGUGAAAACCACAGAUGCGCUUCGAAAAUGUCUCAAAGAAUGGUUCGAGUUCUAUAAAGGAUAUGACCCCCUUUUUGACUGGUGGGUGACGAACCCGUAUAUGAUGGUGGACAAGAGGCUGGAAGAUGUUUCACUUGGUAUACAAGAGGAACUGGUCGGCAUCCAGCCAGGAAAUGACGAGGCGAUAGUGGGCGACCCUAUUGGACGCGAGGGAUUGGUCAGUGAGCUGACGGCUGAAAUGAUUGCAUACACGCCCGAGGAAAUCGUCUCGAUCGGCGAAAAAGAGUUCCAAUGGUGUGUCCAUGAGCUCAAAAAGGCAUCGCGCGAAAUGGGACAUGAGGACAACUGGAAAGCGGCCCUUGAAGAAGUCAAGCAUGACUUCGUGGAACCAGGGAAACAAACAGAUCUCGUACGAGACCUGACACGCGAGGCAAUCUCGUUUGUCGAGGAACACCAGCUUGUCACCGUGCCGCCCAUUGCAAAGGAAACCUGGCAGAUGUUUAUGAUGUCGUCUGAGCGCCAAAAGGUGAACCCCUUCUUCCUCGGCGGCGAAUGCAUUAUCGUGUCGUAUCCAACCGAUGAAAUGGAUCAUGAAGACAAGCUGAUGAGCAUGCGUGGGAAUAACAUUCACUUCUCGCGUGCCACCGUCUUCCAUGAGAUGAUCCCCGGUCAUCACUUGCAGAUGCACAUGAUUUCCCGAUUCAAACCGUAUCGGCGUCUAUUUGACACACCUUUCUGGAUUGAAGGAUGGGCCUUGUACUGGGAGUUUGUUCUGUGGAAUGAUGCUCGAUUCAAGAAAACCCCUCAGAAUCGAAUUGGAAUGUUAUUCUGGCGGCUGCACCGGUGCGCCCGGAUCAUAUUUUCUAUGAAGUUCCACCUGGGCCAGAUGAGUCCUCAAGACUGUAUUGAUUUACUUGUCGAGAAAGUGGGCCACGAGCGUGCUACCGCCGAAGGGGAGGUGAGAAGAUCGCUGAAUGGUGAUUACUCGCCCUUGUAUCAGGCUGGGUACAUGCUAGGAGCGUUACAGAUCUAUGCUCUUCGAAAGGAAACAGUGGAAGCGGGUCAUAUGGAAGAAAAGGACUUCCAUGAUCGUUUUCUGCAGGGAAACUGCAUGCCAAUCGAGUUGGUACGUGCCUCGAUGCAAGAUCAGCCAUUGUCACGCGAAAAAACCCCAAAUUGGAAGUUUUAUUCGCUUUGA
Messenger RNA from Penicillium nucicola, 1689 nucleotides. RefSeq lists its product as uncharacterized. The transcript has a single exon. NCBI's taxonomy places the organism in Eukaryota, Fungi, Ascomycota, Eurotiomycetes, Eurotiales, Aspergillaceae. The record is from RefSeq and is a predicted model, not a curated record. Bases 1 to 1689 code for a protein of 562 amino acids.